AUGACGACUGUAAAGCCUCUCCUGUAUUAUGUGAACGGCUCAAUUCCCUCUUGGAGAGUCCAGAUGGCGCUGUUCGAAAAGAAUGUAGAUUUCGACCAAAUUCGUCUCAAAGUGAUGAGCCACCCAAAGGAGACGCGGACGCCAGAGUUUUUGGCAAUCAAUCACCGCGGAAAGACGCCAGUCCUCGUGGAUGGAGAGACACGCAUCAACGAGAGCAUUGCAAUUCUGCACUAUAUCGAGGAUUACCUAGGACCGGCUCGUCCUCUGUUGCCACCACUCACCGAGCGUUCGAAUAGAGCACGCGUGCUCGCGCGAAUUCAAGAGACAGAAAAUCUCCAUAUCGCAUAUGACAAUCUUGAAGAUGCCCAUUUUGAAGCUGCCAAUGCCGGCCAUGUCCUCUCCCAAGAGACGCGGGCUGCGCUCGUUCAGAUGGUCUACGAAGAGUUGGAUUUCUGGGAGAAAUAUGCUUCUGAAGCAGACUAUAUUGCGUAUUCAGACUUUACGCUCGCAGACGCAGCAUUCUUUCCGUUUCUUGGAUAUAUGCUGCGACGAGGCUUUGAGUGGCAGGACUCAAGGUGGCCACAUCUCAAGAGAUAUUACGAGAGGGUUUGGGAGCGAGAUUGUGCUCAGCGAGCGCAGCCUGAAGGAUGGAAUGGGCGGGGGAGAGUCAACGUGUUCAAGGGAACAAGAGGAGGUGCACAACCAAUCUAUGAGCAGCAUGAACGUCCAGAAGCUGCUAGGUAG
Messenger RNA from Serendipita indica DSM 11827, 744 nucleotides. The record is from the annotation of a GenBank genome assembly. NCBI's taxonomy places the organism in Eukaryota, Fungi, Basidiomycota, Agaricomycetes, Sebacinales, Serendipitaceae.